AGAAGGGUAUAGAACCAAACUCAUCAAACGAGUCCCAAAACUUUCUCUUCUCUAUAAUUUCUCAGUUAUCUGUUCUAAAUUUUCCGUUCCAGACCCACAAAUCUUUCCUAGCUACCAAACAUGGCAGGAAUAAUAUCACGUGCCACGCGGCAAGUGACUCGAACAUUUCAACGUUCACUUCCUGUACCUAAGUUCUUGCAGUCCGAUGAUGUUGCAAUAAUUAGCAAGGUUCAAGGAAUCCACAAACCUGAUGGUCGCCAAGUUGAUGUUCACAACUUACUCACUAUUAUUACCAAGAUCUUGCUUCACGACAAUCCCAGUGGUGAUGGUGGUGUUAUAAAUGGAACAUCUACAGGAAAUACUGAAGUACCUGCACAAAUUAUAAACAGGAUCUGUUGUGAGAUAUCAUGCAACUGCUCCGGUCGGAAUACUCAAGAAACAACUAUAAUCUUACUUGAAAAGUUUCUUUUAAACUAUUCGUGGGAUGCGAAGUUGGUGGUAAUGGUGGCCGCAUAUGCUGUCAACUAUGGAGAAUUUUAUCUGCUUACUGAUCUUUACACUAAACAUCCAGUUUCCAAGAAUAUAGCUUUGCUCAAGCAACUGCAAGAGGUAGUGGAAGAUGCUGAAUUAUUGGAACAAUUUUCUGGAGCAAUUAUUGACCUUAACAAGGCUAUGGUUGCCUUGAUUCGAUCUGUUCUCCUGUUCAAUACUUUACCUUCUGAGUAUCUUACAAGUAAUAAACCGCCAUUUUCAACUGCCAUAACUGAUAUUGUCCGAGCUGUUUAUUGGACAAUAUAUAGUGUUGUGACUUGUGCCUCUCAUAUUGAUGCCCUUAUUGGAUCGAAAAAUCAGCGUACCAUUGCUGCAACAAUGACAUGGGAACUGUCGGAACUGGCGACUAAAGUGAGCAGUAUUCAGGCAACCCUGCAAAAGAAUUUUGCUCGUAUUAAACAAGAAAUUGAUGGAUACAAUGUGCUGGUCAACCUUUUUGAGACUGUCCAAGACAUUACAGCAAUCUUCCAGGCCUUCUUCCACGUGGACGAUGGGAAGCUACCCCUUGUGGUGGGCACCACUAAGGAAGAGGUGAAAAUUGAGGCAUUAAGGCAUACAAAAGUUUUGCUGCUCAUUUCUGGACUUGACAUAUGGCAAGUGGAGAUUAAAGCUCUUGCUAAAUUGAACGAACAGCUCAAAGGAAAGCACAAUAUUCAGUAUCAACUAGUUUGGAUUCCAAUCGUGGAGGGCAAUUUGGAUGAACAGAAAUUUUUGUCUUUGCAAUCUCUGAUGUCAUGGUUUACCGUAAGACACCCUUCAUUUAUCAAACCGGAGGUUAUCAGAUACAUCAAGGAAGUGUGGAAGUUCUCGAAAAACGCAAUAUUGGUGCCGUUUGAUCAAAAGGGACAUGCAGAAUCUGUUCAUACUCUUGACUUCCUUUGGCUAAAAGGAUAUUUGCCUGGUCUACUCCCAUCAUCAUCUGCAAGGGAGAUAUCACCAUGGGAAGAGAAGCAGUUGACACUAGAUAUUCUUAUUCAUGAUAUUUAUCAUGUUGACUCGACAAAACCCGCACCAAUCAUAUGCCUUUAUGGAGGAGAAGACAUGAAAUGGAUUGAAGAGUUCAUUGCAGCAAUAACUCGUGUUGAAGAGUUCACCAAGUUGAACAUAGAAUUAGUUUAUGUUAGCAAGAGCAAUGCAAUCGAUGAAGCCAACAAAGAGAUUUUCGAUUUCAUUACUGCAAAGAAAAUUGGUGUGCAGUGGAAAGCAGAAGAAACAUACAGUUGGCGAUUCUGGACUAGAUUAGAAAGCAUUUUCUCUUCAGGGCUGAAAAAUGGAAAAAUUGCAAAACAAGACAAUAAAAUGAAAGAUGUGAUGACUUUGCUUAGCUUUAAUGGAAGCUAUAAGGGAUGGUAUGUGAGCAAGAGCAAUGCAGUCGAUGAAGCCAACAAAGCUAUUUUCGAUUUCAUUACUGCAAAGAAAAUUGGUGUGCAUUGGAAAGCGGAAGAAACAUACAGUUGGCGAUUCUGGACUAGAAUAGAAAGCAUUUUCUCUUCAGGGCUGAAAAAUGGAAAAAUUGCAAAACAAGACAAUAUAAUGAAAGAUGUGAUGACUUUGCUUAGCUUUAAUGGAAGCUAUAAGGGAUGGACUAUUUUUGGACAAUUGGGAUCUCAUCAGAAAAUUGCUAAAGCAACCGGGGAAGUUAUUCUGCAGAUUUUGCUAAAAAUAAAUACAUGGUGGAAACCUGGCACUAGUAUUGACUCUUUUCUUACAGCAAUUAACCACCAAAUCGAACAACAAAAUUCUGUCCAAGCACACCAUUGCAACCACAUUGUCCUCCCGGCGACCAUUCCCGAGAUUCCGGAUGAAUUGAUGACAUGUGCAAUAUGUGACCGGAAAAUGAGCAAGUACCUGAUGUACCGGUGUUGUAUUUAG
Jatropha curcas is the source of this 2424-nucleotide messenger RNA. Its product is annotated as protein SIEVE ELEMENT OCCLUSION B. Gene Ontology annotation, biological process: phloem development. The record is from RefSeq and is a predicted model, not a curated record. Lineage: Eukaryota; Viridiplantae; Streptophyta; Magnoliopsida; Malpighiales; Euphorbiaceae.